Messenger RNA from Seriola aureovittata, 4622 nucleotides. It is a transcript of the gene pex6, whose product is annotated as peroxisomal biogenesis factor 6. Gene Ontology annotation, biological process: protein import into peroxisome matrix. The transcript has 18 exons. Gene Ontology annotation, cellular component: cytosol; peroxisomal membrane. NCBI's taxonomy places the organism in Eukaryota, Metazoa, Chordata, Actinopteri, Carangiformes, Carangidae. The record is from RefSeq and is a predicted model, not a curated record. Gene Ontology annotation, molecular function: ATP hydrolysis activity; ATP binding. Bases 1192 to 4383 code for a protein of 1063 amino acids.
UGUCAAGUUUUUCUACUGCUACUUGACCCUUCUACUCCACUACUAUUCAUCUCUUAAAGAAAUCAGUGUGUAGUUGUGUCUCCUUGUCAUAGAUGUCUCUGAGUUGUGAACAGUUUCACCAAAGAGAUGUUCCCCCUCUAAUCAGAAACGUCUGCAUUUCCAUGGCUGGGGCAGUCUCAAAAUAUCAAAGAUAAGAGGCAAGUCCCAAAACUGAAAACAGUUUUAUAUCAGAACUUUUUCUUUUUUAUGAAUAUAGACCAUUUUAUGCCAACAUACCAAAAAUGGGUGAGGCAUAAGGUUGAGUUGUUUUUAUUUAGGUAACUCUGGUUAUCACAAUUUGGAUGUGACAGUAGGAGUUAAUGUUAUUUCCAUGGAGAUGUUAGCUAGCGUUGUUAUUCCAGAUCCCACUACUGAUAUUAGGGCUCUGGGGCUACUCGUUUAAGGUCACUAACGUUACCAUUUUGCCGAUGUGUGGUCAAAUUAAUCAUAUCUUUAUUUCUUCUUUCCACUAGCAUAAAUCAUACAACACAGAAAGCUACACACGCUCAGACUGUUAACCAGAAGUUUUGCUGCUCAGUUCGAAAAAGUGAAUAAAAAGCCGUCAUUGUGUCCGUCGUUCUAUUUAUUCUCAUUCGUUAUGAAUCAAGUACAAAAGAAUGAGUCCUCUUCAGCACAUGGACAGCAUUGUUAAGGCUCUGAGUACAUGAACAUGUACCUCUAAACAUUAAAUGGCAUUACUAACAUACAUGUUUAAAGAUGGUACCAUAAGCUACAGGUUAAGUUCAAGUUUCACUGUGUAUUUUAGAGAUCUAACACUUAAAAUACACUCUGCAUUAAACUUUUGAUGAAUAUGGACUAUUAUUUAAAAUUGAACUGAAAUAUAGUGCACUUUUGGUACAGUGUAAAUCAAACUUACAGCUCACACAAUGUUUUCUAAAUACUGUUCUGAUGAGGAUGUUACGGGUCAGAUUGUCAUCAUGUUAUAUACAUGCACAUUGUUUUUUAUUGUAAAUGACUGUAGUUAUAGUUCAAGUACUGUAAUGGAAGUAAAAGUACUAGAAAAAUGUAAAUAAAAAAAAUAAAUAAAAAAAUAAAAGUUUUAUGUGUUGUAGUUCCAUGGGUCGGCCACUAGGGGGCAGUAAUUCAGCGCCGGAAACUGUAAAGCAGCAGCGGUGAUGACGCAGUUCCAAGAUGGCGGUGCAGGUGGAGUUGUGUUGUGUGGAGAGUUUCCCCUCACACCUGAGUCCUCUGGAUGGUUUGAUACUAAGGUCUCAGCUGGACUCGGUUUUCCAGAAUGACACGCACCCGCCGACCGUCCUUUUCGUCCCGCAGCGGCCUCAGAGCUCCAGGGGGCCGGGUAUUUUACUGUGCGUUCACCCGACAACCGAGGAGGAGACAGCGGGAUGCGGAGGGAGGAACUCCCCCAGAGCCGACACCGAGUCCCGUAGCCGGGUCCGGUUGUACACCAGCCGUUUCUUCCUUCGGCACCACGGGCUCCAGCGGCUCGGCAGCUCCGGGACCGUCCGGGCUCUGGAGCCGGUCAGCCUGGACAGAGUGGUGCUGGGAGCCCGCAGCAGGCAGAGUCUCCGCCUGGCCGGAGCUGAGCAGUUCACAGGCGGGCUGCUGGAACUCUGCCGCCCGGGACAGUGGCUGCUGGCCCGGCAAGGGGACCCGCUGAUGCUUCCCCGACACCCGCUGCUGGGAGAGGACCCGGGACAGCAGCAGCUGUUGGACCUGUUGGUGUUGGAGUGCAGUCCUGUAACACAGGGGCGGAUCACGGCCGACACCUCUUUGGUUCUGACGGACUGCUGGGACUCGGUGGACCCCCCUGGCGCCCCCCCGCCCUGCAGACCGUUCAGACUGUGCGUGUCAGACUUUGCUCACUACGCCGACGGCCUCGGAGGGGGGCGGUCUCUUCUCGACAACAGGAAGCUGCUGGGCUCGGGGUUCUCGGGCAUCCUGCAGGCGCUGGAGUGCAGGGUGGACGUCCGGGUGGUGAACACUCAGCGAUGGGUCGGGGUCAAAGGUCAGCAGGGAGCAGCUGUGGACGUGGACAGCUGUGUGUUUGUGAGCAAACAGCUGCUUCUGCGGCUCGGCCUGUUCAACCAGGAGUGGGUGAAGCUGUCCAGGCUGGGCGGAUCCUCCAGACCCCCGCCGACUCAGGCCGAUGUCAGGGGGGGGGUCUGCAGGGACCGGCUGGUCUCUGUGGUGGUGGUGGAUUUAACACAGAGUCCAGACCUGCAGAACCAGGACGAAGUCGGUUUCAUCUCAGCGACUCUGUGGUUCAACAUGACUGAAGGAGAAAUGAUCCCAGUGAGCAGCUGCACGCUGAGGAUGAAGAGGUGGAAACCGUCUCACCCGGAGCCCGGCGGUCGCUCCGACAGUUUCUGUCGCUCGGCUUCCCCGCCACUCGCCAGCGAGCUCCACAUCCAGCCGGUGGCGUCUCCGCUGAACAACAACCUUAGCUGCUACGACAACCUGUUGUCUGAACACUUCAGCACGUACAGACUGGUUUCACAGGGAGACAUCUUAUCGGUUCCAACUGGAAAACAUCCAGACCUGCUGGAGAACAACUCUGAGGGCGUCCACAGGUGUCCAGUGCUGUUCUUCAGAGUGCAGAAGGUGUGUCCGUCUGCUGAGAGAAAAGAAGAAGAAGAAGGAGGAGGAGGAGCUCACCUGGCGGACAGAUUUCACACCUCACUCUACAUGGGAGCGUCCACCAACAGCCCCGUCCCCUGCUGCCUGGUGGAGGGAGCGUCCCUGUGGAGCAGUCUGUCUCCUCCGGGCCUCAGCAAGACGGUGGACCUGAUCAGCAGCAUCGUGCUGCCCCACCUGCACCACAGCAGCUCUCUGUCCGGUUGCACCGUCCUCCUCCACGGUCCGGCAGGAAGCGGGAAGAUGACGGCGGUCGGCGCGGCGAGUCACAGACUGAACCUCCACCUGCUGAAGGUGGACUGUGUGAGCGUGUGUGCCGACACUCCUGCAGCCUCCGAGGUGAAGCUGACGUCGGCGUUCCGUCGGGCCGACGCCCUGCAGCCGUGCAUCCUGCUGCUCAGGAACCUGCAGCUGCUGCUCAGAGCCAGAGGGGGCGCCGAGGAGGACGGGAGGGUCCGGGCCACGCUCUGCCAGCUGAUCAGCAGCGCCCCCACCAGCGUGGUAGUCAUGGCGACGGUUUGCAGACCUCGGGAUCUGUCCGCGGGUGUCAUGGCCGCGUUCGUCCACCAGGUGGCGAUCGAGAGUCCCACUGAAGAGCAGAGGCGCUCGAUGCUGCUCAGCCUGAGCCGAGACCUCCAGCUGGGGAGGGACGUGAACCUGGAGAGACUCGCCAAGCUCACAGCGGGUUUUGUGUUGGGGGACCUGCAGGUUCUGGUGUCUGAGGCCGGACGAGCUUCCUGCAGGAGGCUGAUCCAGAGCUGUGGUGGUCGGGAGGAGGAGGACCUGUGCUCCAGUGGAGUGACCAUCCAGAACCAGGACUUCACCUCGGCCCUGGAGACCCUGCAGGACGCCCAGUCCAAGGCCAUCGGAGCGCCGAAGAUCCCUGAUGUGCGGUGGGAGGAUGUCGGAGGUCUGCAGCAGGUGAAGAAAGAGAUCCUGGACACGGUGCAGCUCCCUCUGCAGCGUCCAGAGCUCCUCUCUCUGGGUCUGAACCGGACCGGAGUCCUGCUGUACGGACCGCCGGGGACCGGGAAAACCCUGCUGGCCAAAGCCGUGGCCACUGAGUGCUCCAUGACCUUCCUCAGCGUCAAAGGUCCAGAACUCAUCAACAUGUACGUGGGUCAGAGUGAGGAGAACAUCAGAGAAGUGUUCUGCAGAGCGCGCUCAGCAGCUCCCUGUGUCGUCUUCUUCGAUGAGCUGGACUCUCUGGCUCCCAGCAGGGGGCGCAGUGGAGACUCUGGAGGGGUGAUGGACAGAGUCGUGUCUCAGCUGCUGGCCGAGCUCGACGCUCUGCACUCGUCUGUCGGGGUUUUUGUGAUCGGAGCCACAAACCGUCCGGACCUGCUGGACCAAUCCCUGCUGAGGCCCGGCAGGUUCGAUAAACUGGUCUACGUCGGCAUCAACGAGGACCGAGUCUCUCAGCUCCAAGUUCUUCAGGCCAUCCUCAGAAAGUUCCAGCUGGAUCCUGCGGUGAACUUGCAGGACGUGGUGGAUCGCUGUCCAGCUCACGUGACCGGCGCUGACCUUUACGCUCUCUGUUCAGACGCCAUGACGGCCGCCAUCAAGAGGAAAAUCUCUCUCAUCGACGAAGGUCUGGACUCAGAGGACUCCCCUGUCCUCCUCUCCGUUGAGGAUUUCUCCACAGCGUUAGAAAACUUCAAGCCGUCUGUGUCGGAGCAGGAGCUGCUGCGAUACAGAAACAUUCAAGAGAAACUCACCGUGAAGUGACACCAGGAGAAAUAGAUUCUAAGUGUUCAUCCUCAGAGACUGACGGACGACCACGUCCACACUUCAACACUUAACCACAUGUUUUAAGAGGCUGAGGACUCGCAUGACGGUCUAACUGUAUAAUUAAGGAAUCAUCUUUGUAUAAUACUGUAAAGCAAUGUAAAUUAACAGUGUAAAUGAUGUAAAGCUAAUUUAUAUAAUUGUAAAAUGUAAUUAAUAAAGACAUAAGCUAAUGAAAA